This is a messenger RNA of Colletotrichum fioriniae, 1002 nucleotides long. Lineage: Eukaryota; Fungi; Ascomycota; Sordariomycetes; Glomerellales; Glomerellaceae. The record is from RefSeq and is a predicted model, not a curated record.
AUGCUUUCAACAACAUCACUACGGCAAUAUGCCAUCCUCGCAGCAGGCAUCUUCAGUCUAGGAGCUUUCCAGCCCGUCCUCGGCGCACCAGUAGACGCUCUCUACGUCGUCGGCCGAGACGACAAGGUCCUCACGCCCAAGAUCAACACCGACUUCCCAGACCCGGCCCUCGUCCAGGGCGACGACGGGCUCUGGUACUCCUUCGCGACCAACGGCAACGGCAAGAACAUCCAGGUCGCGAAAGCCACGCAGAUCUCCGGCUCCUGGGAGCUCCUCGACAACGACGCCCUCCCCAACGUCGGCUGGGCCACGGGGUCCAACACCUGGGCGCCCGACGUGCGGAGGCUCGACAACGGCAGCUUCAUCAUGUACUACUCUGGUGAAGUCAAGGACGGCGGCGGCCGGCACUGCAUCGGCGUGGGCAUUUCUGAUAUUGUCACGGGCCCUUACAAGCCGACGUCGGAGCCGUGGGUGUGUCCGUUUGACCAGGGCGGCGCCAUCGACGCUGCCGGGUACUACGACGAGCCGACCAAGAAGCGCUACGUGGUGUACAAGGUGGACGGCAACAACGUCGGCAACGGGGGCGACUGCAACAACGGCGUCGAGCCGCUCGUGGACACGCCCAUCAUGCUCCAGGAGGUCGAGGCGGACGGCAUCAGUAAAGUCGGCGACCCGGUGCAGAUCCUCAGCCGGACGGCGGCCGACGGCCCCCUGGUGGAGGCGCCGGACCUGGUGCGCACCGAGGACGGGCUCUUCUGCUUCAACUCGAACAACUACAACGUCAACUACGCGACCAGCAGGAACAUCAAGGGCCCCUACCAGCGGCCGUCGAGGAUGCUGCUCAAGACGGGCGACUUCAACCUCACGGCGCCCGGCGGCGCGACGAGCGUUGCUGGGGGCGGGCAGAUGCUGUUUCACGGCAACUGUCCCGAGACUUCGCCUCAGCGGUGCAUGUAUCAGACGAGUUAUUCGGUUACCGGCAGAGAUGUCAUCAUCAGUUAA